Auxenochlorella protothecoides is the source of this 780-nucleotide messenger RNA. RefSeq names its product Random slug protein 5. The coding region runs from base 1 to 780 and encodes 259 amino acids. Lineage: Eukaryota; Viridiplantae; Chlorophyta; Trebouxiophyceae; Chlorellales; Chlorellaceae. The record is from RefSeq and is a predicted model, not a curated record. The transcript is spliced from 4 exons.
AUGCCGGAAGACGGGGAUGAAGACCCCACCCUGCAGGUUGAGGUCCGUCAGAAUAGCAAGCUUGUGGUCGAUGAAGACGCGUUGGCGUCCCUGGCCGCCCAGCUGACGGAGGAGGAGGCCCAGAGGUGCGACGCCUCCAUGAUGCGCCGGUACAUCCGUGCCUGUGGGGGCGAUCAGAAGCAGGCGCUGCGCCGCAUCAGGGACACGCUGGCGUGGUUCGAGGCGGAACGCCCCGACCACCUCCACUGCCGCGCCUGCGCGCGCGACCCAAAGUCGCACUACAUGCAGGUGGUGGCCUGGGACCGGGGCCGGCGCCCCACCAUCUACUCCUGCCUCUCCAUCCCCACCUGCCGCACCAUGGAGGACACGCGCGCGCAUAUGAUUGCCACCUUCCAGCAGGCCAUCGCCUGCAUGGCGGGGGGCGUGGAGGACUGGGUCUGGGUGCUGGACAUGCACGGAUUCGGCCUGCGCGACAUUGACCCGCGCAUUGCCUUUGCCUUCCUCAAGGUCUCCGCCGCGCACUACCCGGAGCGCCUGGCACAGGCCUACAUCGUCUCCGCGCCCCGCAUCUUCUCCACCUUCUGGCACUCCAUCUCCCCCUUUAUCGACGCAAAGACCAAGGCCAAGAUCCACUUUGGGCACUACAACAAGCACGGCGGCAACGAGAAGCUGCGGGCUGCGCUGUGCAAGAACAUGGACGACGAGACGGUGCACUGGAUGAUGGAGGAGAUGGCGGAGAACCGGAUCAAGGCCGGGUGGCAGACACUGCAGCGUCGCUGA